Lynx canadensis (Canada lynx) is the source of this 1006-nucleotide messenger RNA. It is a transcript of the gene EEF1D, whose product is annotated as eukaryotic translation elongation factor 1 delta. Gene Ontology annotation, cellular component: eukaryotic translation elongation factor 1 complex; cytosol. Gene Ontology annotation, biological process: translational elongation. NCBI's taxonomy places the organism in Eukaryota, Metazoa, Chordata, Mammalia, Carnivora, Felidae. The record is from RefSeq and is a predicted model, not a curated record. Gene Ontology annotation, molecular function: guanyl-nucleotide exchange factor activity; translation elongation factor activity.
GGUGCAUCCCUCUGCUCAUUUCCCGUGCGCGGCCCGGGGCGACUCUCCCCUUCCUCCACCGUCGCACGCCACGAGCCCUCCUCCUUGGUCGCCGCGUCCUUGGCUGGCGAAAAUGGCUACAAACUUCCUGGCGCACGAGAAGAUCUGGUUCGACAAGUUCAAAUACGAUGAUGCAGAGAGGCAGUUCUAUGAGCGGAUGAACGGGCCCGUGGCUGGCUCCUCGCGCCAGGAGAACGGUGCCAGUGUGAUCCUCCGUGACAUUGCCAGAGCCAGAGAGAACAUCCAGAAAUCCCUGGCUGGGAGCUCAGGCCCUGGGGCCUCCAGCGGGCCGGGCGGAGAUCACAGUGAGCUCGCCAUCCGGAUCGCCAGCCUAGAAGUGGAGAAUCAGAGCCUGCGAGGCGUGGUGCAAGGUCUGCAGCAGGCCGUCUCCAAGCUGGAGGCCCGGCUGAGCGCACUGGAGAAGAGCUCACCCACCCACCGGGCUGCAGCCCCACAGCCCCAGCACGUGUCCCCUAUGCGCCAAGUGGAGCCCCCUGCCGGCAAGGCGGCCACCGCCGCAGAGGAUGACGAGGACGAUGCCAUCGACCUGUUUGGCAGCGAUGACGAGGAGGACAGGAGGCACCCGCUGCGUGAGGAGAGGCUGCGGCAGUACGCGGAGAAGAAGGCGGGGCGGCCCGCGCUGGUGGCCAAAUCUUCCAUCCUCUUGGACGUCAAGCCUUGGGAUGGGACAGACAUGGCCCAGCUGGAGGCCUGCGUGCGCUCCAUCCAGUUAGACGGGCUGACCUGGGGGGGCUCCAAGCUGGUGCCCGUGGGCUAUGGCAUCCGCAAGCUGCAGAUUCAGUGUGUGGUAGAGGACGACAAGGGGGGGACGGACCUGCUGGAGGAGGAGAUCACCAAGUUCGAGGAGCACGUGCAGAGUGUGGACAUUGCUGCUUUCAACAAGAUCUGAGCCCCAGCCUCCAGCCGUGGGGUGUGGGGCCCUCAGCCAUUAAAGACGGAGAUUCCA